AUGAGGAAACAAGCAGCUGAAAUACAAGCCAAUUGUCCCAAGUGUGCAAAGAUACCCUCCACCGAGGAAUCAUUCACCAUCUCGUUUGCGGAGGAUUGGAGGGCUCCAUACUUGGCAUCCUUCAUCAACGGAGUCUUGCCAACCAAUCCCAAGCAUGCACGCAAGCUCAAAAGGACAAUGAAAAGAUACUUCAUAGAUGGGUCAACUCUUUACUGCAAGGGGUUUAAUGGUGAGCCAUUAAAAUGCUUGGGAAAGUCAGAAGCACAGCAAGUCAUGCAAGAGAUUCAUGCUAGAGAAUGUGGUGAGCACCAAGGAAUGAAGAGGCUUUACUGGCAGCUGUUGAGUGUUGGGUAUUAUUGGCCUACAAUGAAGAAUGAUGCAUACAACUUUGUGAAGAGGUGCCACACAUGCCAAGUUCAUGCCAACUUAAGUCACAAGCCUCCCACGCUGCUGCAGGACAUGCGCACUCCUUGGCCCUUUCAUACUUGGGGGCUUGAUUUGAUCGGGACUAUCCAUCCACCAUCCGACGGCUACAUAUGGAUCCUCACAGCCACCGAAUAUUUCACAAAGUGGGUUGAGGCGGUUCCUCUGCGGAAGGCCACGGGGGCUGCCAUCGCCAAUUUCAUCCGUGAAUAUAUCUUAUGUAGAUUUGGGAUCCCAUAA
Messenger RNA from Prunus armeniaca (apricot), 663 nucleotides. The record is from the annotation of a GenBank genome assembly. Lineage: Eukaryota; Viridiplantae; Streptophyta; Magnoliopsida; Rosales; Rosaceae.